GCUGUCGCGGCGCUGACGCGGCGCGGGGCGGGCGCUGUGGCGCUGUCCCCGCUGUCCCCGCGGGGCCCGGCCGGACAUGGCCCCGCGCGGCCGCCCCGCCGCCGCCGCCAUGCCCCGCAGGGGCGCCCGAAAACGCCUCAAGUUCCGCGCCGACGACGUCUGCUCCGAGCGGGUGACGGUGGCAGAUUAUGCCAACUCAGACCCAGCUGUUGUGAAGUCUGGUCGGGUGAAGAAAGCUGUGGCCAAUGCAGUGCAGCAGGAAGUAAAAUCCCUGUGUGGCUUGGAAGCUUCCUGUGUCCCUACUGAGGAAGUUCUCUCCGUGUCAGGAGAGUCCUGUGACAGCAGUGAUGAGAUGGAUACCAAGGAGAGCAUCAAUGGGAGGGCUGCCUCGAGGAAAAAGAAGAGCAAAAGGCACAAAGAAGACGCUGAAGGGGGAGGAGGAGAGGAAUAUCCCAUCGACAUCUGGCUGCUCCUGGCUUCCUACAUCCGCCCUGAGGACAUCGUGCGGUUCUCUCUCAUCUGCAAGAAAGCCUGGACUGUCACUUGCACUGCUGCCUUUUGGACCAGGCUCUACAGAAGGCACUACAGCCUGGACGCGUACCUGCCGCUGCGCCUGCGCCCCGAGUCCAUGGAGAAGCUGCACUGCCUGCGCGCCUGCGUCAUCCGCUCCCUGUUCCACAUGUACGAGCCCUUCGCCGCGCGCCUCUCCAGGAACCCCGCCAUCCCCGACUCUACUCCCAGCACUUUAAAGAAUUCCAGAUGUCUGCUUUUCUGGUGCAAAAAGAUUGUAGGGAACAGACAAGAAGCAAUGUGGGAAUUCAACUUCAAGUUCAAAAAGCAGUCUCCCAGAUUUAAGAGCAAGUGUUGCAAAGGUCUCCAGCCCCCAAUCCAGUAUGAGGAAGUGCACACAAACCCUGAUCAGGAUUGCUGCCUGCUGCAGAUCACCACCUUCAACUUCAUCUUCGUGCCAAUUGUCAUGGGCAUGACCUUCACUUUGUUCUCCAUCUCGGUGAGCACGGACAUGCGGCACCACCGCGUGCGCCUGAUGUUCCAGGACACGCCCGUGCGCAACGGGAAGAAGCCGCGCCUGGAGCAGGGGGUGCAGGUGGUGCUGGACCCUGUGCACAGUGUCAGGCUCCUGGAUUGGUGGCACCCACAGUACCCCUUCUCCCCAAAGGCUUAGUGCUCUCCUGAGGCUGCAGGAGCCUGAAUCUGGCAGGCUGAAGAGAAUUUCUAGGAACCAGGAAAUCUUGUUUUUAUUUCUGAAAUAAAUUCUGCAGUCUCCUUGCAA
This is a messenger RNA of Oenanthe melanoleuca, 1291 nucleotides long. RefSeq names its product transmembrane protein 183A (gene TMEM183A). The transcript has 8 exons. Bases 77 to 1183 code for a protein of 368 amino acids. Gene Ontology annotation, biological process: regulation of protein stability. Gene Ontology annotation, cellular component: SCF ubiquitin ligase complex. Lineage: Eukaryota; Metazoa; Chordata; Aves; Passeriformes; Muscicapidae. The record is from RefSeq and is a predicted model, not a curated record. Gene Ontology annotation, molecular function: protein binding.